Messenger RNA from Cladophialophora psammophila CBS 110553, 1176 nucleotides. RefSeq lists its product as uncharacterized. The coding region runs from base 1 to 1176 and encodes 391 amino acids. The transcript has 3 exons. Gene Ontology annotation, molecular function: protein dimerization activity; DNA-binding transcription factor activity. The record is from RefSeq and is a predicted model, not a curated record. Gene Ontology annotation, cellular component: RNA polymerase II transcription regulator complex. Gene Ontology annotation, biological process: positive regulation of transcription by RNA polymerase II. Lineage: Eukaryota; Fungi; Ascomycota; Eurotiomycetes; Chaetothyriales; Herpotrichiellaceae.
AUGCCGUACCUAAACUCUGCCCAUUCCCCGACCGGCGCGGCGCCCUCACCUUACACUCCAGACAACCCUUCGGCGCCUCCAGCUCCCUUCAACGGUGUCUUGCAUCAACAACCCAACGGACUGCCACCCCCCACCUCAGAUCCAAACUCGAAUCCAAAUAGAGGCAGCGGCGACUUUGAUGACUCGCGGAGGAGCAGUGUUGCUUCCAACAGCAUACACACGGGCAUGACCAACCUUGGGCUCGGGCCUACAUCUCCGUAUACAAGCACCAAUGCCUCUCAAACAUCUCUCGUCUCGGGUCUUCAAAGGGAGCGAGGUAUCCAGACAAAUGGAUAUGCGGGAGGAGGCGGCCGAUACUCAACGAUGAGUGGACCAAUCACAUCCUUUGGGUCCAAUCGCGGUGGAAGAGGUGGUUUUGCCGCAGGACGAGUGGCGCCUCCGAUUUUAGAGAAUCCUAAACAGGAGGUCUACAGCGCAGAGGCGCCCACGCGGGGCCAGGCGUAUGCGUUUCCCGAUCCUGACGCACCCCGGCCACAAGGGAGAACCCCUUCAACAUACUCGCGCAGAAACAGCUUUGCCGACUCAUUCUCUAGCAGUAUUCUGACGGUGGAAUCCAACAGGUUACCACCAGGCCAGCAAGAACUACCCGAUACUCACCAUCACAGCCUGCAGCACAAACAAUUAGACAGUCUGCGAGUUGACCCAGAUUCUCCUAAUGGGACUACCCCGUACAGUCGUACACCGGAACUUCGGGUAACUCAUAAGCUAGCCGAGCGCAAGAGACGGAGCGAAAUGAAGGAUUGUUUUGAACAGCUGAGAAGUCGGUUACCAGCGAGUCAAAAUAAUAAAUCAAGCAAAUGGGAAACGUUGUCAAGAGCCAUUGACUAUAUUGCGCAGCUUGAAAGCCAAAAUAAGCAAGCUCGAGCCGAAUUUGAAAGCCAGCGAAUGAAGAUGGCUGAAUUAGAAGCCAAGAUGCACGAAAUGAGUCGACAAAUGCAAGGUAUACAGCAACCCCAGGGCUCUUUCCCACCUCCACCGAAUGUGAUGCCACAAAGCCCCCUUGGAUACGGGCCUCACUUCAACCAUAUCGACUGCUCCAAUGAGCCAGCACGGACACUCCCGCCGAUAAUGAAUAGCAACUCGAUGCAGGGUAUACAAUAUGACGACCGGCGGUAG